AUGAAUGUAAAUUUAAUAUCUAAUGUGUUAGAUAUCCCAGAAAUAUUUUGGUCUGAACCACUUUUACAACCAUUAUACAAUGCUAUUAGAACUUACCUUGAAAUCUCACAACAUGUCAAAGUUCUUAAUGAUAAAUGCAAUGCCAUUAAUGAUUUGCUUGAUAUGUUGCAUGAAGAUAUUGGAGAAAUUGCUGUUAAAUUGUUUCUUUGA
Messenger RNA from Entrophospora sp. SA101, 210 nucleotides. NCBI's taxonomy places the organism in Eukaryota, Fungi, Glomeromycota, Glomeromycetes, Entrophosporales, Entrophosporaceae. The record is from the annotation of a GenBank genome assembly.